Messenger RNA from Alosa sapidissima (American shad), 2551 nucleotides. It is a transcript of the gene pde6gb, whose product is annotated as phosphodiesterase 6G, cGMP-specific, rod, gamma, paralog b. The record is from RefSeq and is a predicted model, not a curated record. The coding region runs from base 217 to 471 and encodes 84 amino acids. NCBI's taxonomy places the organism in Eukaryota, Metazoa, Chordata, Actinopteri, Clupeiformes, Clupeidae. Gene Ontology annotation, biological process: positive regulation of epidermal growth factor receptor signaling pathway; positive regulation of G protein-coupled receptor signaling pathway; visual perception. The transcript is spliced from 4 exons. Gene Ontology annotation, molecular function: cGMP binding; 3',5'-cyclic-nucleotide phosphodiesterase activity. Gene Ontology annotation, cellular component: photoreceptor outer segment membrane.
GUAGGCGGCCCCUCCCAAAUCUACAGAGGGUCAGAUAGUAUUUAAGAACUCCAUCAUCACUGUGGGUUUCCAUAGUAAGCCCAGCCACCUUCACCAGCGCAAGCAAGAGAGUGCUCCGGCGCCUACAGACUGCCAGCCACCCAAACUCUCGUGUCAAAAGGGUUCAUCGUGACUCUUUACUAGACCCAACCCUGCACCCCUAAAGGCACCCUCACCAUGAGUCUGGACCCAGGCAAGCUGCCGCCCACCCGCGUCGUCGGGGGCCCUGCCACACCCCGCAAGGGACCACCCAAGUUCAAGCAGAGGCAGACCCGUCAGUUCAAGAGCAAGCCCCCAAGGAAGGGCAUCCAAGGCUUUGGAGAUGAUAUCCCCGGAAUGGAGGGGUUAGGCACUGACAUCACUGUCAUUUGCCCAUGGGAAGCCUUCAACCAUUUGGAGCUUGACGAGCUGGCCAAGUACGGUAUCAUCUAAGGCCAACAGGACUCCAACUCCCAGAAUUCCCUCCAUGUGCUUCAAACCAUCUGCUAACCGGCCUUUUGCAGUAUGGUCCUGGCCAUGGGCUCCAACCCGACUGGAACACUCUCAUCAUACAUCUAUCUAUAUAAAAAUAUAUAUCUAUAUCAAAACGUAACGUUUGUAAAAAUAGAAAAAUUCAAAGAAAAAUAGUGCACAAAAAAGUAUCAUUCUGAUCUUCUUAUCCUUUUCAUGAGUUUCAUUUUUCCUUUUCUGCAAGAUAUUGUUCAGACUCAAACAUCUGCUCAGUGGUAGUGUCUCUGCACUUCCUCUUUAACCCAGACAGCCCGUUGCUCGGGAACAGGUCCGACCCUGUACUGGGCCAGAUCUGGCUCAGAGUUGCAUCUGUCAGUUCUGUUCGGUCAGUUCUGCACUGUAUCUGUAGACAGCAGCUGCACAACCCAGCACCCUCCCAACCCCACUCUCUUCACCUUUUUCCUGUAGCAGGCUUUUCUUUUCUGUACUUCUGUUACCUUCUCUUCCCCCCCGCCCCCCACCACCACCCCUCUCCUUUUCAUCUGGAACAGAACAUACGCAAACCAAGCAGCCUCAAAAUGAGUUUAAACAGAUUAAAAUAAGUGAUGCACCCAUGAAAUGCAUGGCUUCUCAUUUCAUGUGUCUUGGCGCCUCUGUUGCCACCUCGGAGGCACUUCCACCCAUGCCAAGAUUUUGAAGAAAACGAUCAGAGUCCCGUAGAGCUCGCAGAUCAUGCUGCUGACCAUUGUCAAGUGUAGCCUCUGACACUAUGGAUCAAAUUCCUCCCUCACCCUCUCCCUGUAUCCUCAUCAGUAUAAUCCUUUAAAGGUUAACAUUUUCUGUUCACUUCCCCCAUGUCUCAGAUGAACAUUCCACAGAAUCGUCACCUAGUGUAUGGUCAGAAAGAUGUUUUCUCAGGGAUAGGCCAAAAGCUUGCGGACGAGGCGUGAAUGUGAGAACCGUGAGGUCAAUGCACCCUCCACCAGAUUCUUUUCUCCCCCGUUUUCAUUGAGUGUAGUGUGGGGUUUCCUGUUUAUAGGAAAGGCACAUAUUAUGGGGGGGGGGGGGGGGGCUGAUUUCACUUUUUUGGGCAGGGGAUGUUUGAAGACAAAUACAGUAGUACAAUGAGGACGCCCUCUUAACACUUUGUGGUGCACUGUUCAUCUCCAUCUCCAUCAUAGCCAUUGUGUUGCACUUAUCUAGAGUUGUUACUAUCUCUUUUUCCCUUUUUUGAUCUUUCUUUUGCUCAACUUUAAUUCUACCUUUGAAUAUAUAGUAUUGCCAUUGCCAUCAUCAUCGUCAUUGUCAUCGUCAUUGUCAUCAUCAUCAUAGUCAUUAUCAUCAUCAUCUUCUUCAUCAUCUUCUUUUUGUCACUAAUUUUAGUUCCAUUUUGAUUUCCCUUGUAAAUCUCAUUGUAAAAUAUGAUUCAUUAUCCACACCCAUUUUGAUGUUGCAUGAGUCUUUUUUCUUCCCUUGAACAUCUUAGUCCUCAAGCAUGUAAGAAACUAAGUGUUUUGUUUUUAUGUUUGCCUCAUACUAUAUAUGUACACUAUAUAUGUGUGAGUUGAUUUCUUUGCAUUUGUGUUGUGAUUCGUGUUUCAUGCCCAUAUCGUUUCAUGCCCAUCUCAUUCUAUGAUAGAUCUUUGUAGAUCUUUACUUCCCCAUGUCAUCUCAUCUCAUCUCAUGUCAUCUCAUCUCAUGUCAUCUCAUUCAUGUCAUGUAGAUGUCAUUUCACACCAUUGUGUUCAUCACAGGUGCACUGUUUAGAAUCAUCUGAUCGCAAAGUGUUGUCCCUCUUGUGCACAUGACACUCUCUCUCAUCUACAUUGUGAGAGAACUAUGCAACAUUCUGUGGCUGGUUUGCACAACUUCAUAUAAAAUACUGUACGAAUGGUGACCUGGUCCUCCUCUUAAUCCUUAUUUCUGACAUGGUGUUAGAGAGCUCUUGCAACUGGUUAUAGCUAAUGUAAACCAUGUGGACAGAGCUGGAGAGAUAAGAUCUAUACAGAAAGAUUGAAAUUAAUAGUUGUGUCAUUAUCGAACAUGGCUGUCAUGUGUUCUC